Molecule: messenger RNA, 1397 nt
Organism: Toxotes jaculatrix (banded archerfish)
Lineage: Eukaryota; Metazoa; Chordata; Actinopteri; Toxotidae
Product: transcription factor-like 5 protein
Exons: 8
Coding region: 78-1397 (439 amino acids)
Biological process (GO): regulation of DNA-templated transcription; spermatogenesis
Cellular component (GO): nucleus
Molecular function (GO): RNA polymerase II cis-regulatory region sequence-specific DNA binding; DNA-binding transcription factor activity, RNA polymerase II-specific; protein dimerization activity
Source: RefSeq, a predicted model, not a curated record
GUCCGGGAGUUGGACAUAAGCGUCUGUUAGGACCGAGGCCUCUGAAGCAGGCACCCGGAAAAAAGUUAGUGGUAAAGAUGGCUGCCUUUUCCUCAGCCUGUAAAACCCUCCAUGCACCCCUUUCACCUUCAUCCAGAGAACACACCUGUGACUCCUCUGUUGGGCUGGUUUUGAGCCAAGGUGGAUGGUCGCACGAUCAGGGCCAGACGUUGGGAACUGAGCUUGGUCUGAUGGAGAUGACAGAGGUUGAAUACACACACCUUCAGCACCUCAUCCAGGCGCACGUGGAGGCACAAGCUGGGCCUCCGGAUGGGUCAGAUGCCAGAGCUCAACCUGCCACAGUGAUGGAAGACACCACUGGAUCCCCAGUGAUUUCUCCCCUCACGACCACUCAGGCGAUUGACCUGUCAACUUCGACUGAUGAACACAGUCUGGUGAUGCCAGGAGAGAAGACACCAGCUUCUUACGGAGAGGUCCCUGGUUUUGUGCUGGCCAGAAUCAGAGGUGAAGUCAGUCCGACUGAACCUCCUGCCAACAGCAGCACGUCCUCACAGAAGCGGCCCAGAUCAGCUGCUAGAGUUUGCUUGGAGAAAAGGUUCAACACUGUGUCUGCCGACACCCCAAGACAGCUGGAUAUUCAGUCUGCAGUUCUCAGCAAUUUUUUGACAAUACUUCAGCAGUCUGCAGAGACUCAAGAGGCAGUUGUACAUCCACAAAUGCAGAAGUGGAUAAAAACUGACAGAUCAAAUCCUUUUGAGAUUUCCAGCCCAUAUGUAGGGGGUGUAUUUAACCCUGUCACCAACAUGUGUGGUCAGGUGAUUGGACAUAUUCCUCACAUGGUUGACCCCAACAAGCACCAGGGUUUAAUCAUCCCCAAGAGUUUUUCAUUGAAGUUUUGCCCAGAAAGGGUUGUUUCCAAAGCUCACUAUACCAGUAGCAGCAACACAACAGGAGAGAAGCAUCUGUUGGACAAAGAAAAUGCUGUGGCGACACCUGCUACCUCCAGGAAGCAUGGUGGUGCCUGCAACUUGGCUGGAGAGUCAGGGAGCAGCACCAGGAAAAGAGCUCGGCCUUGUAUGUCACUGAGCCAGCGCAAGGAGAGACACAACAGCAAGGAGAGGGAACGCAGGAAGAGGAUUCGUUCAUGCUGUGACGAGCUUAACGUGCUGGUGCCAUUCUGUGACUCAGACACAGACAAAGUCACCACCCUGCAGUGGACCACUGCCUUCCUCAGGUACAUCAAUAAAAUGUACGGAGACACCUUCAAAGAGGAAUUUCAGAAAGCAUUUGCUGAUGAAAAAGGGCUCCUUCUUAAAUCUAGCCUUUCUUCAAGCCAGGACCCAGUCCACCGGGAGAUGGAUGAGACACUGACCAUUCCUCUUGCGGUAGAACAAUGA